Messenger RNA from Ipomoea nil (Japanese morning glory), 828 nucleotides. RefSeq lists its product as uncharacterized. The transcript has a single exon. NCBI's taxonomy places the organism in Eukaryota, Viridiplantae, Streptophyta, Magnoliopsida, Solanales, Convolvulaceae. The record is from RefSeq and is a predicted model, not a curated record. The coding region runs from base 1 to 828 and encodes 275 amino acids.
AUGGUAUCAGAGCGGCAAAGAGCAACCUAUGCCGCGGCGGUGACCGGUACUGGAGAGUCCAGCCAAAGGUCACAUCCUACCACGCCGACGUCGAUCGUCCACACUCCGCCGAUCGUCCAAUCUCAUUCUCCUGUUCACACAUUUCAGGAAAACAUUCCGCAGAGGAAUGGCAGAACAGAAGAUAUAGAGAAUCCUCUAUACUUUAGCAGUAACGAGAGCUUUAACGCCAUUCUCGUGAGUCCUCCUCUCACCGGCAGUAACAAUUACGGCACAUGGAGGAUCGCGAUGCGUGUUUCUCUAGAGGUUAAGAAUAAAUGGACCGUCGUUGAAGGAAGCACUGCCGCACCGGACCGAUCGCACAACCGAUAUGCCGCAUGGAGGAGAUGCAACCUUAUGAUUUUCUCGUGGAUUUACUCCGUUCAUCCAUCCAUUGUACAAAGCAUCAUGUACAUGGAUAAUGCCAAAGAUGUCUGGAAUGACCUGAAGAAACGAUUUGCUCAGCAAGAUCCACAACGGAUCUCAAGCUUGCAGCACGAGAUCUAUUGUUUGAAGCAGGGAAGUCUUUCUGUGAGUGAAUACUACACCAAAUGCCGAGCUCUUUGGGAGCAGAUGAACGAACUGAGGCCGCUUCCAAUGUGUAGGUGCAAUCCACGUUGUUCGUGCAAUUUGCUCGAAGAAAUCAGAACCGAGAGAGAAGUUGAUCAGAUCAUCAAAUUCCUCCAAGGUUUAAACGAUGAGUACAAUUCUCUUAAAACUAACGUGUUAGUUCUUGAUCCGUUGCCAGAUAUCCACAGGAUUUUUGUUAUGGCUGAGAAGUACGAAAGAUAG